AUGUUGGUGAGCGUGUGUAAGAGCAGUGAUCGCGUGGAGACGACGCCUGGGCACGAUGCUCGCGCUGGGAGUCACUCCCGCACUGCGCCCGAGCGCCGGCCGACCGUGAGCGGCGGCAUUCGGACGCCAGUGGCGACGUCCUCGGUCGCCUGCGUCGCGCUCUACACGAAACUACUCCACUAUGAAUACCUCCGAUCGAGAGAGUUUAUUAAAGAUAAGUCUCUGUUAGUUUCAGAAGUGUAUCUCCGCAACUGCACGCCGCCGGCCAUUGAUGACUUCCCGGCGGGUCUUUUCACGGAGCAGCAGAGGCAGCAUGGAGCCAUCGUACUUCAUGCCUUCAUAUCCAUCUACCUGUUCCUGGCACUCGCCGUCGUUUGCGAUAAGUUCUUUGUACCGGCUGUUGAGAGAAUAUGCCAAGCACUAAAUAUGACCAACGACGUAGCUGGUGCCACCUUCAUGGCUGCAGCCACAUCGGCUCCGGAGCUCUUCGUAAAUGUUAUUGGAACUUUCAUUACGGAGGGCGACAUCGGAGUUGGUACAAUCGUCGGCUCAGCAGUCUUCAACAUUCUCGCUGUUGCUGCGUGCUGCGGUAUAGGCGCAGGAAUGGUUGUACCACUAGAUUGGUGGCCAUUGACUAGAGACUGCCUGGCCUACGGAAUCACAGUAUCUAUACUAAUUUGUAUAAUGCACGAUGAGUACGUUCAGUGGUACGAGGCAUUCCUGCUUGUCAUGCUGUAUGGGGUCUACAUUUGCAUCAUGUACUACGAUAAAUCUAUUCAGAACUUCGCUAAAGGUAACUGGAACUGUGUGUCCGACAUGUUAAAGAAAAAUGAGAAGCACGACAAUGCUGUUACAGCAGAUAAUGAACUUAAAGAUGCUAAAGAAACUUCACCUGUAAACAAAAAUGAUCUAUCGUUAGAACGUCACCAACACAACGGGAAUAUAAAAAGUGCAUUAUCUCUUUGCCCAGAUAAAAAUGAAAAGAAUAAUGAAAAUGAUUCGUCACAAUCUGUAAGCUUACCUGCCGCUGACGGUGAUGGUGAUAAAGCUAAGAAUACCUGCAUUGAUAUGGAAAACAAGGAUAAUGAUGUGGAAGUUGAAAAUUCAGUGGAAAAUGAAUCCGUUGUGAACGUCGAUGACAAUAAUAAAGAAGGAGAAGAUAAAUACGUGCAUUCGCUCUGGAAGUGGCCUACUGGAAGGAGCUGGCUGACUAAGAGCACCUGGGUGGUGACAUGGCCUAUUCACCUGGUGUUUUUGUUCACCAUCCCAGACUGCGAGAAGCCCCGAUUCAAGAACUGGUUCCCUCUGACCUUCAUCAUGUGCAUUGUCUGGAUAGGAUCAUUGUCAUAUAUAGUUGCUUGGAUGAUAACUAUUAUAGGGGACACGUUAAUGAUACCAGACUCAGUGAUGGGUAUAACUUUCCUUGCCGCUGGUACGUCAGUACCAGAAGCUGUUUCCAGUGUAAUAGUAGCAAAACAAGGACACGGUUCUAUGGGCAUCAGCAACUCGAUCGGAUCAAACACUUUUGACAUUCUGCUAUGCCUCGGGCUACCGUGGCUCAUCAAAGCUUCGCUUACUCCAGCCGAGGCGGGUCACUACUGGGUGAAGAUCAAUUCGAUGGGCUUGGAGUAUUCUGCUAUAUCGCUGCUGUCAACGCUGCUGCUGUUAUACUUGACGUUUUGGUUCAAUAAGUUCAAGCUAGACGCGGCGGUGGGCCGCGCCUGCCUCGCCAUGUACGCCAUGUUCCUGGUGCUCGCAACGCUUAUCGAACUGAACGUUUUCUUCCCCGUCAACAUGGCAUCAAGAUCUAGAAAGUUAAUUGAAUUAGCUACAGGUGUAGCUCAGAUAGAUAACACACAAGAUGAGAGUGAAAAUGCCAAAAGCUCGAGUAAUACAAUGCAAAUAUCAACAGAAGGCAAGGACGUCGCAAUAGAUUCCAUCCGACCUCGUAGUAGUUCGACUAGUAGCAGUAGUUCCUGCAGUUCUUGCAGUUCCUCGAGUUCUAGAAAAUCUUCAAGCAGUGAUCCAUCUAUAUAUCAAGACAGCGACGACUCGGUAAAGGAUCCUGAUUAUGAAGCCCAAUCCACAAAACGUGCUGAGUAUUCUUUUGAUACUGACGUGGAAGAACAUAUCACGACCAACUAUAAUAACAUUUCGGAUGAUCCUAAUUUGGUAACAUCAAAUAUGGCUUCAAUAAACAAUGACAACUACGAGGAACCACUUUCGUCUACAAACGAACAUGUACUCAACGACUUCGGUGUCAUAGAAAACAAUGAAUCUUCUGCGAUUGAAAGCAUAGAUGAAGAAAAAGAAUCUAAGAAAGAAGACUAUGAAUUACAUCUUAAGGAAAAGAAUUGGUCUCGUAUUGAAAAAGAAAAAGAUAAGAACAACAAAAAUAUUUGUGUAGCGGUCUAUGAUCUUCAAGCAGUGUUUCAGUGCCCAAAAGGCGACGUCUCAGUUUUUACUACAAAUCCAAACUAA
Messenger RNA from Spodoptera exigua (beet armyworm), 2481 nucleotides. Lineage: Eukaryota; Metazoa; Arthropoda; Insecta; Lepidoptera; Noctuidae. The record is from the annotation of a GenBank genome assembly.